AUGACCACCGCAGUUUCGUCGGGCGCCGAGGCUCCCCAACCAUCGCCUCAACGUGGCCAGGGCUACAGCUCCGUUUCCAGAUCUCAGUCAACCCGAUCCAGGCCCCAAACAUCAUCCGCAUCGGGAGCUCCAACACGCGCCGCGUCGCAGAAUCAUCACCACCACCACCACCAUCACACCAGCUCCACCUCAGGCCGCCCUGUCCAAGACGUCCUUCCUCACCGCGAUUUUGAGACCUCCAAUGUAGCCCAAUACUCGCAGCGAAACUCCAGCAGAGACCGCCCGCCCCCAAGUCGAGGCGAUUCUUCCUCCCGUCCACAACGACGCCCUAGCCAGCGCAACGGGCAGCCGGCCCAACCUCCCCCAGAGAUGACUCCCGCUAUCGUGAAUAACGCUGGGACCGCAUCGGCUUCCCAUGCUGAUGGGAGAACGUCCAGUUCAAAGCCGUCUAGGUCACGGACUACCAUCCCUACCCAGUCUGGCAAGUGGAUUCUGGGCAAGACGAUCGGUGCCGGCAGCAUGGGCAAGGUGAAGUUGGCCAAAAAGGAGGAUAGCGCAGAACAGGUUGCAUGCAAAAUUAUUCCCCGAGGUUCAACGGACGAUGGCCAUCACUCGCGAGCAGACAAGGAGCGGGCCGACCAAUCGAAGGAAAUCCGCACGGCGCGGGAGGCGGCCAUCGUUACACUCCUUAACCACCCGCACAUUUGUGGCCUGCGCGAUGUCGUACGAACCAACUACCAUUGGUACAUGCUCUUUGAAUAUGUCAACGGCGGCCAGAUGCUCGACUACAUCAUCUCCCACGGCAAGCUCAAGGAGAAGCAGGCCAGGAAGUUCAGCCGCCAGAUAGCGAGCGCCCUUGACUACUGCCAUCGGAACAGCAUCGUCCACCGAGAUCUCAAGAUCGAGAACAUCCUCAUCAGUAAGACGGGAGAUAUCAAGAUCAUCGACUUCGGACUCAGCAACCUUUUUGCGCCGCGCGGCCAUCUCAAAACCUUCUGCGGAAGUCUAUACUUCGCAGCGCCCGAGCUCCUCCAAGCCAGGGCCUAUACUGGGCCUGAAGUCGAUGUGUGGAGCUUCGGCAUCGUGCUUUACGUUCUGGUGUGCGGCAAGGUCCCCUUUGACGACCAAAGCAUGCCGGCCUUGCAUGCCAAGAUUAAGAAGGGCCUGGUGGACUAUCCCAACUGGCUAUCGUCAGAAUGCAAACACCUGCUCUCUCGAAUGCUCGUUACCGACCCCAAGCAACGAGCCACGAUGGCCGAGGUUAUGUCACAUCCGUGGAUGAUUAAGGGCUACAGCGGCAUACCCGAUAACUACCUCCCUCCGCGCGAACCUCUUACCCUACCUCUUGACCAGGAGGUGAUUACUGCCAUGACUGGCUUCAACUUCGGGCCUCCAGAGGUCAUCAAGGCUCAGCUAGCUCGAGUGAUCGAGUCUGAAGACUAUCAGAGGGCCGUGCGUCUUUUGCAAAAGGAGCGGGAACUGCCGCAGCCCACGAAAGACAUGGAGAAGAAGCGAGGGUUUGGAUUCGACUUUUAUAAACGGCGCAAUUCGACAAGCAGCAGAGAUGCGUUGACCACGCCCAGCGCUGAGGGCCUACAGCUCGGAGCCGAUCCGCUCAACGCCUUCAGUCCUCUCAUCUCCAUCUACUACCUUGUGCGAGAAAAGCAGCAGCGCGACGCUGCAGAGAUGCAUCCCGGCGGCGCCGCGCCGAAGGAGAAGGAAUCGCUACCUGAGAUAUCUCCGCCUCAGGAAGCACAUACCAAUGCAUCUGCCUAUGAGAUGCCUGGCGAGAAAGCCACAGGAGGCAGGACGAGGCCGCGCGCGCGAACCCAUGGCGAGGACGAUGCCCCUGAUGUAGGCAAGAGCUCGCCCAUGUCGCCAAACCUUCCUCAGGACCAGCACCCGGAGCCAGCCAAGAAGGAGAGCACCGCCGCCGGCAUUCUCAGACGAUUCAGCACCCGACGUCGCCCCAAGGAUCCUGAGCGUCUGGAAAAGGAUCGUUCGCAUCCGCCUGUCGUUCACGUGCACUCGCCGGUCGAACAACCUUCUGUGCCGCGGAAGAGCUUCAGCAUCAGGCGGAGCCGCCGAGACCGCGAUGAUGAUAAUUCCACGUCUCGCCUUCGGUCCGGCAGCAGUCAGCCACAGCAUAGUGAGCUUCUAAGCCCGCCACUAUCCGCAGGUGCCAAUACCUCCAGCUACAAGAAGGGCCUUGGCCGUUCGACCAGCGUGAACUCUGCCGAGUUCUCGAGGCGACGCAUGGGCGGCUCCGGUACCGCCCUUGCCAAGGACCCUCCUCCCACCAGCGGAUCUGACCAUUCUACUGUCAAUGAAAAGCCUGUUGGUGAACAUGCACGGGCCAUGAGCAGUCGGUCGGUUUCAAUGAGAGCCAAGCCGCUGGGUCAUGCUCGCAGGGAGAGCAUCCAGGCCCGGCGACUUCGAAGGGAGGAAGAGCGUGGACGCGAGGCCAACGUUCCUGAAGAGACUGAUGCCGAAGUGGGAGAGACUAGUGGAGUUUCAAACGAACGGCUGGCCGACUUUGACCUAGACAAGCCGGUCUAUCUCAAGGGUCUCUUCAGCGUCUCGACCACAUCGACUAAGCCCGUGCGGGAGAUUCGGGCCGAUAUCAGGCGCGUUCUGAAGCUCCUUGCGGUGGACUACACCGAAAUCAAGGGCGGCUUUACCUGCAUCCACUCGCCCAGCAUUGAUCUGAAGAAGGUCGCCGAUCCACCGCAAAGCCCUAUGGCGACGCCUGGCCACAAGCGACGCUUCAGCUUUGGCGGCUUGCGUGGUAGCGAGAAGGACCGCGAUGACGUGCGGGAUAAUGUUGAACGGGGUCCCACAACACCCCGUACUCCGGGCCAUCGUGCGGCAGAUUACUCCAACUCUGAUAUUUCCGAGGAUAGCGUCCAGGGAAUGGACAACGGAGAGUCUUCGCGGCGAAUGGCGGCUGGUGAGACGAGUACCCAUGUCCGGAAUGACAUGGGCGGCAACAUGGUGCUCGAAUUCGAGAUAUUCAUCGUCAAGGUGCCUGUCAUAUCGCUCCACGGCAUUCAGUUCAAGCGGCUUAGCGGCAACACUUGGCAAUACAAGAAUAUGGCAGACCAGAUCCUCAAGGAGCUGAGACUAUAG
Thyridium curvatum is the source of this 3129-nucleotide messenger RNA. RefSeq lists its product as uncharacterized. Bases 1 to 3129 code for a protein of 1042 amino acids. The record is from RefSeq and is a predicted model, not a curated record. Gene Ontology annotation, molecular function: tau-protein kinase activity; ATP binding; protein serine/threonine kinase activity. The transcript is spliced from 3 exons. Gene Ontology annotation, cellular component: cytoplasm. NCBI's taxonomy places the organism in Eukaryota, Fungi, Ascomycota, Sordariomycetes, Thyridiales, Thyridiaceae. Gene Ontology annotation, biological process: intracellular signal transduction; protein phosphorylation; microtubule cytoskeleton organization.